Messenger RNA from Adineta steineri, 1044 nucleotides. NCBI's taxonomy places the organism in Eukaryota, Metazoa, Rotifera, Eurotatoria, Adinetida, Adinetidae. The record is from the annotation of a GenBank genome assembly.
AUGUUUCAAGGAUACUAUGGACGUCGUCGUUUAAAAAGUAUAUUAAUAGGAUUUUUAGGUUUUCUAGUACUGAUAGUACUUCUCCGUCGACGUAAUGAACCAGAAAUUGUAUCACCUCCUACACUGCCACCUAGUACAGAAUCAAAAACUCCAGCACCACCAUUAGUAUCAUUUCAAAAAUCAGGUGUCUUAUCUACGAUUGGAUUUACAAAUUCUCCUUAUUUAGACUUAAAAUCAUAUCCAUCCGAUUUUAUACCUGUUAUGGUUUUAUCUAAAGCAACGAAUAUUGAAGUACGUGAUGCUAUACGACGUACAUGGGGUUUUUAUAGAUCAUAUCGUGGUAAUGAUUUACGAGUAAAGAUAUUUUUCAUUAUUGGUACUCAUGAUUUUAUGACACAACGUAUACUUAUGGAACAAAAUGUUUUUGAUGACAUUAUUCAAGUUACUGUACCAGAUAUGUAUUCAUUUGGUGCUCAUAAAGAGCUUGCUGCUAUGAUGUGGGUACGAAGUUAUCUACCAAAACAUAAAUUUUAUAUUAAAACUGAAGAUGAUGUUAUCAUUAAUAUGAAAACAUUAGCAGAUGAACUUAUCCCAAUAAUAGAAUCUGCUUACAAUCAAGAUCAUAUUAUUGGUUGGUUUGGUCACGAACAUGUUAUACAAAGAGGUACCUAUCAAAAAUUUAUUGAUGCUGUAGUACCACCAUCAUCAGCUGAUUUGAAUUAUGCAAUGAGUUUAUUAUAUGUUAUAACAGCAAGUGCUGCUGAUCGUAUGAUUGAGACAUUAAAUCAAGUUGAACUUAUUGAAUAUCCAGGUGAUCCAUUUGUUACCGGUAUUCUUCGAGAUGCAGCACAUGUUCAAAUCAAAAAUUUAGCAACAGCUGCACAGAAUUUUACAUAUGAAAUCGCUAAUGGAAAAUGUAGUGUUGCAUUUACAAAAGAUCCAGACUUGUUAGUAUGCACAUCGUCAUUACAUAUUGGUUCUCUUAAAUCUAUGCCGGAAUAUUUCACUGCUUGGAAUAUACUAAUCGGAGAAGUUCAAGCAUAA